Chenopodium quinoa (quinoa) is the source of this 1684-nucleotide messenger RNA. Its product is annotated as inositol-tetrakisphosphate 1-kinase 1-like. NCBI's taxonomy places the organism in Eukaryota, Viridiplantae, Streptophyta, Magnoliopsida, Caryophyllales, Amaranthaceae. The transcript has a single exon. Gene Ontology annotation, cellular component: cytoplasm. The record is from RefSeq and is a predicted model, not a curated record. Gene Ontology annotation, biological process: inositol trisphosphate metabolic process. Gene Ontology annotation, molecular function: inositol-3,4,5,6-tetrakisphosphate 1-kinase activity; magnesium ion binding; inositol-1,3,4-trisphosphate 6-kinase activity. Bases 181 to 1188 code for a protein of 335 amino acids.
UCAUUUCUUCUCUCUUUCUUUCUCUUUCCUCCAUUUCCUCUCGUUUUUCUUCGACAUUCUUGGUUUUUCGACGCUUAAACCCUAAUUUCUUCGCAAUUUUGCUAGGGUUUUUCCGUGCAUUGUUAUGAUAGCUGUAACAUUUUCCAGAAAUCGAUUCAAUUUAGCUUACCUACGUCGUUAAUGGCGGAAGAUCCUCGCCGUUUUUCGAUCGGUUACGCUUUGGCGCCGAAGAAGCAGCAGAGUUUCAUACGAGAAUCGUUAAUCAACCUCGCUCGUGACCGUUUGAUUGAUUUGAUCAAAAUCGAUACUGGAGUACCGUUGAUCGAUCAAGGACCGUUCGAUUGCAUCCUUCAUAAGUUGUACGGUGACGAUUGGAAGAAGCAGCUCGUCGAUUACAAGGCGAAAAACCCUAAUGUCGUGAUUUUGGAUGCUCCGGAAUCAAUUGAACGACUUCAUAACCGGAUUUCGAUGUUGCAGGUUGUUUCUGAGUUGAAAUUCGUGCGAAAUGACCGCGAUACGUUUGGAAUUCCGAAACAAAUCGUGAUUUAUGACGUUGAAACGCUUCAAGAUCAUCGGUCUUGGGAAGGAUUGAAGUUUCCGGUGAUUGCGAAACCCUUGGUUGCAGAUGGAAGCGCGAAAUCGCAUAAAAUGUCGUUAGUUUACAAUCAUGGAGGAUUGAGCAACCUAAAACCUCCGAUUGUUUUGCAGGAGUUUAUCAAUCACGGAGGAGUAAUAUUCAAGGUGUAUGUGGUAGGUGAAUACGUGAAAUGUGUGAAGAGGAAGUCGUUGCCAGACGUUUCAGAGGAGAAAUUGGAGAGUUUAGGUGGUUUGGUAUCGUUUUCGCAGGUCUCGAAUUUGGCAAGCAAUGAGAUGACGGAUGAGAAGUACUACAAGAUGAUGCACUUGGAUGAUUGCGAAAUGCCGCCUCAGGAGUUCAUCACUGACAUUGCGAGAGGAUUGAGGGAGGUCAUGAAGCUGAAUCUCUUUAAUUUCGAUGUGAUUAGGGAUACAAGACUCGGAAAUCGGUACCUCGUGAUCGACAUUAACUAUUUCCCAGGGUAUGCGAAGAUGCCGGCGUAUGAGAGUGUGAUGACGGAUUUCUUCUGGAAUGUUGUGGCGAGAAGAGAAGUGACGGAGAAUGAGGAAAGUGAAGAGAAGAGUGAAUUGGUGGAUAACAUUGGUUGCUGAUGAUGAAAUGCAGGAUAAAUUUGUUACAGUAGGUGACAGUUUCUUCUUCUUCUUUCCCCUGCCCCAAAAAAGAACAAGAAAUUGGAGGUUUUUAACAAUUUCAUUGGAUAGGGUGAUAGUAUAGACUGGUGAACAAUUAGGCUUUUUCUUUAAUUUUUUUUUUCAAUGAAUUUUUUUUUUGUUGUUAUUGCUGAUGAUGUUCUUUUUUUCUUUUUCUACCUGACUAGUGUUUCUUUUGUUUGUGGAGACAUUAUUAGUUGGGUGUUAGAUAUCAAAUGAUGUAUAUUCCAUCUUGGCUUCGGAAUUUGAGGUUUUAUCUGAAAUACUCUUGAAAUGGGUUGUAGACGAAAAAGGGAGGCUGCUUUGAUGUUUUUAGGAAGUGUUUAGUUUGUUUUUUCUUGACAAGUUUUGUAAUCUUCUUUCCUAAGGAAAUGUUAAAACAUGUGUCUAUUUUGGGCACCUUAGAUCAAUGAAUUUGUCCAUUUGGUUUAUUCAA